Gasterosteus aculeatus aculeatus (three-spined stickleback) is the source of this 4201-nucleotide messenger RNA. RefSeq names its product coronin, actin binding protein, 1Cb (gene coro1cb). The record is from RefSeq and is a predicted model, not a curated record. Gene Ontology annotation, biological process: actin filament organization; cell migration. Gene Ontology annotation, molecular function: actin filament binding. NCBI's taxonomy places the organism in Eukaryota, Metazoa, Chordata, Actinopteri, Perciformes, Gasterosteidae.
GAGGGAAUCGGAUCUUGGGCAAAGCGAGUUUGGUGCUGAAAUUCAAGCCGCCGGCUUAUCGUCCUCAUUCAAUCCCAGGAGCGAGGAAGACUUUGUGGUACUCGAGAAGGAUGAGACUGAUGGGGACGUUGCUCUUGGCAAGAGAAUAAAUACAGAGGAUUCACAAUCACCUGUGACAAGAACAGUUGAAGAAGACCUUCCGCCAACUUCCAGGGUCGCCCCUCGAGAAAAGGUUAGCGAGAAGAAAAGCAGGAGAAGAUCAGACCCACUUCCAGUGGCUUCUGACCGCGUGGAAGAGCGCGCUGAGAGUUCACCCGAAGCCCGUUUUGAGGGGGACACGGGUCCACAUUUGGCUGAAGUGACAGGCAGCAGGUGUCGGCUAAAAGGAGUCGGCCGUGUCGGAGCCGUCUACUCUGGGACAACUGGGAGAGGAAGCGCAGAGCGGGAGCCAAACACGAACGACGACCACAGCAGGAGGCAGGUUUCUAACACGAGCAGGGAGCACCCGUCCACCCGAAGCAACCGCGGCUCCGUGAAGGGAUCAGGAAGCGGCGGCGAGGAUUUAGAAGGCGUGCUCGAUCCAGGAACCCACGAUUCCGAAUUUGUUGCACCAAACAAACGAGCGGCAGCAGGUGAGUGCCAUCAGAGCAGGUUUGCUGGUGCCGUCUCCAUGAGGGCCAAAGGAGGCGGUUUGCGGACCAAGAAAGAGGACAGCGGAGUGUCCUGCAAAGCAGCCGGCUCUCGCCCCCCGAAGGCCGAGUCCCCGAGCUCGGAAACCCCGCCGCCACGCGACGGCCCCUUACUCUCCUUGGAACAAUGCGACUCAAUCCCUCGUCCUCGUCCGCUGCCAGAGAAUGAAGGCUGUGAUGGAAAGAUGACGGUCGCCAGCUUAAAGAGGGAGAGCAAGCUCGUUUGCUUCUCUGCUGUCAUCACCCCGCCGCCCCUAACUCACCUGUUGCCUGAGAGGGACGCGGGGAAACCAAAAACGGUGCCAGAUGCCUCCUGUGAUUCCAAAGACGAAUCCGUGGCAAAGGAAAAGCCAAAAGCUAAAGGUCCACCUCCGCCUGUGCCCAAAAAACCCCAAAACCCAUUUAUAAAGCUCAAAACCGCACAAUUAAGGUCAACUGAGGUGCACAGAAGAGGCAAGGAGCAUUUGCGUUCUGAGGAGAGGGUCAGGAGGAGACACACUUUUGAUUUCUACAAAGGUCUUCCGAGCAACACUCCGACUAAUCAGGACAUGUGCUCGCUGUGGGACGAAAGGGGCUCCUACGCGGCGCCAACCAACAUGCGGCGGCUGUCGGUUGACCUGAGCCCUUGGGAGCAGCUUUCGCUCCAACGCAUGGAUGACCAGUACGGAGACAUGAUCGACUACGAGUACUGCGUGCGCAUGGCACAUCUGUCUCCAGAGGAGGAGCCUCCGAACUUGGACAUGUUGCAGAGAAGAGUGUUCCUGGAGAGGCGAGCCAGAUUCAAAAGCUCGCCUCCUCCCGUUGCGAAAAAGACCCCGAAGAGUUUUGCGUCCGCGGAGACUGUUCACGCACCUGAGGUCGCAUCGUACAAGGACAUCCAAAGACCACAGCCUGCUCACGCAGGAAGGAAAGAAAUUCACCCUGAGCUUCUUUCUGAAAGGGUCAGCGAUGACAACCAUGGUAACUAUGGUAACCGUAAAUGUAACCGCAGUAGUGACCGGGACGCAGGACACUGCAAUGAGGUGGGCUCGUUCAAGCCCGUAGCGGAAAUCAUCAAAGAAACGAAUCAAAUGCAGAGACAUCAGGCACGGGUCAAACCCGAAGGGGCCAAAGCUCCGGUUCGGGUGGCGGAGGAGGGUCCCAGUGUGAAAGUAUCCCAAAUGAAGAAUGCCUUUGAUGUCCCGAAGAAAUCCAGAGAGAGACCACCGGAACCUCAGCAAUUUACAAAGAAAGAUAUGUUGCGGCGCGUCGUGCGACAGAGCAAGUUCCGCCACGUCUUUGGUCAGGCUGUGAGGAACGACCAGUGCUACGAUGACAUCCGCGUGUCCAGGGUCACGUGGGACAGCUCCUUCUGUGCCGUCAACCCCAAGUUCGUUGCCAUCAUCAUAGACGCCAGUGGGGGAGGAGCCUUUCUUGUACUUCCUCUACAAAAGUCCGGCCGCAUAGACAAAGUCUACCCGACCGUGUGCGGCCACACGGGCCCGGUGUUGGACAUCGACUGGUGUCCCCAUAACGACCAUGUCAUUGCCAGCGGCUCGGAGGACUGCACGGUGAUGGUUUGGCAGAUCCCUGAGAACGGGCUGGCGGCUCCUCUCUCGGAGCCCGUGGUCGUGUUGGAGGGCCACUCCAAGAGGGUCGGCAUCGUGUCCUGGCAUCCCACCGCUCGCAACGUUCUCCUCAGCGCAGGGUGCGACAACCAGAUCGUCAUUUGGAAUGUGGGCACGGGGGAGGCCAUGAUCAGCCUGGAGGACAUGCACCCCGACGUGAUCUUUAGCGUCAGCUGGAGCCGCAACGGCAGCCUGCUCUGCACCGCCUGCAAGGACAAGAAGGUGCGCGUCGUCGACCCCCGCAAGAAGAAGGUUGUCGCGGAGAAGGACAAAGCUCACGAGGGAGCUCGACCAAUGAGGGCCAUCUUUCUGGCAAACGGAAACAUUUUCACCACCGGAUUCAGCCGCAUGAGCGAGCGGCAGCUGGCUCUGUGGAAAACCGAAAACAUGGAUGAGCCGAUCUGUGUUCAGGAGAUGGACUCCAGUAAUGGAGUCCUGCUGCCCUUCUACGACCCCGACACCAACGUAGUCUACCUGUGUGGAAAGGGCGACAGCAGCAUUCGGUACUUUGAGAUCACUGAUGAGGCCCCGUUUGUUCACUACCUCAGUACCUUCUCCACCAAGGAGCCGCAGAGAGGCAUGGGAUACAUGCCCAAGAGAGGCCUGGACGUCAACAAAUGUGAAAUUGCGAGGUUUUACAAAUUACACGAGAGGAAAUGUGAACCAAUCAUCAUGACCGUCCCGCGUAAGUCGGAUCUGUUCCAGGACGACCUGUACCCCGACACAGCCGGGCCCGAUCCCGCCCUGGAGGCUGAGGAGUGGUUCGCCGGGAAGAACGGCGGCCCCAUCCUGAUCUCGCUCAGAGACGGCUACGUGUCCACGAAGGCCCGUGAUCUCAAAGUGGUGAAGGCCAACGUCCUGGAGACUAAGCCGGCCGCCAAAGCAGAAAACAUCUCCACCGUGCAGAAGCACGCUUCUCCGCAGCGAGCAGUUAAGGACCAGAAAAUGGAAGACAAACUGGAAGAGGUGCUUCGAGAGUUCAAGUCGCUCAGGGACCGCGUCAUCCUCCAAGACCGUCGAAUCGCCAGACUGGAAGAUCAGGUCGCCAAGGUCGCCAUGUAAGUUUGCAGCCCUGCUUCCCGGGGGGGCGCCGGUUGAUUUGGGAAUCGAAUGGACGAGGGCCAGCCGCCGCCAAAUUCUGAAGAUUCGGCUCCAUUGAGCUUGGCGUCGUCCUGCGAUGAGAACCGAGCCCUACAUUCCAAGAUCAACUUGUUCUUUUCCACAUCAAGUCUCCAGUUCCACACCCACCUUUCUGACACGAGGAGAAAAGGAAAAACUCGCUCUGCUCAUGUACACAUUUGAAGAAAAGACAUUUUUGUUGAAGGAAAAAGUCUUAAUUUUUUUUUUUAAUUGUGGUAAAACAUUCUUAUGUGAAGUUUGUACUUACUACUCAAAAAUUGUAUGUAGCAUCAGAGUUUCCAUUGUUAUCUUAUGUGUUGCCAAAUAUGAAUCGUGUGCCGUUUCAUGCACUGCUUUUACAUUUUAUGUUCUCUCCUCUCAAACAUUCCAAACGCAACCCGGUUGUUUGAUUUAGUCGAGCUGGAUUUUUAAAAAUAUAAUAGCUGUUGAACUUUUCUCCUCCCAUCAGUUUGCUCGUUGAUGAACAUCAGAUUUAUGAAUGUGGAAGAAUUCCUUUUUACGCGUUUUUAGAUUUUAAUUCCCUUUUCUUCUGGGCUUAAAAUGUAACAGUAGGUUUUAUCCGCGGGGGGGGGGGGGGCAUUCCUCUGGUGUAAAUGUUGUGCAAAUGUAGUGGUGCCUCUUGUCACUGUUGAGGGUCCAACUGAAGUCGCCCUUUCCAGUGCAUAUUUUGUGUUUGGAAGGGACCGCUCCCCCCACUUUUGUUUCAAUGAACCCCUAACAAACUGUUCUGUGCACAUAAUAAAGAUUUACACAUGAAAAAUUCGA